This is a messenger RNA of Elgaria multicarinata webbii, 8077 nucleotides long. It is a transcript of the gene CPD, whose product is annotated as carboxypeptidase D. Gene Ontology annotation, molecular function: metallocarboxypeptidase activity; zinc ion binding. NCBI's taxonomy places the organism in Eukaryota, Metazoa, Chordata, Lepidosauria, Squamata, Anguidae. The transcript has 21 exons. The record is from RefSeq and is a predicted model, not a curated record. Bases 27 to 3956 code for a protein of 1309 amino acids. Gene Ontology annotation, biological process: peptide metabolic process; protein processing.
GCGCCGCCGCCGCCGCCGCGCCAGCGAUGCACUACCUGGACGAGGCGGAGCUGGCGGCGUCGCUGCGGCGGCUGGCCGACGAGGAGGCCCCGCGCGGCUUGGCGCGGCUCUUCUCCAUCGGCCGCUCGGCGGAAGGCCGCGAGCUGUGGGUCCUGCGCCUCAGCGCCGGCUUGCCGGAGCCCGGCGCCGACCCCGCCGGGCCGCCCAUCCCGGGCCGGCCGCAGGUCAAGCUGGUGGCCAACAUGCACGGUGACGAGACGCUGGGCCGGGCCCUGCUGGUGCGCUUGGCCCGGCACCUGGUCGCCGGCUGGCUGCGCGGGGAGGCGCGGGCGCGACGCCUCCUCAACGCCACCGACCUCUACCUCAUGCCCACCCUCAACCCGGACGGCUUCGCCCGCGCCGUGGAGGGGGACUGCGCGCCCGCCCGCGGCAGGGAGAACGCCCGCGGCAAGGACCUGAACCGCAGCUUCCCCGACCAGUUCGGGGCCGCCCAGCCGGACCUGGCGGCCGUGCCCGAAGUGCGCGCGCUCAUGGAGUGGAUGCGGCGCAACCGGUUUGUGCUCUCGGGGAACCUACAUGGUGGCUCUGUUGUGGCCAGCUAUCCAUUUGACGACUCUGCUACGCAUGAGAGCUCUGGAGUGUACAGCAAAUCUGCUGAUGAUGAGGUUUUCAAGUAUUUGGCAAAGGCCUAUGCCUCAAACCAUCCAAUAAUGAAAACCGGCACUCCGAACUGCCCGGGUGAAGAAGAAGAAACUUUCACAGAUGGCAUCACCAACGGUGCUCAGUGGUACGACGUGCCAGGUGGCAUGCAGGACUAUAACUAUGUCUGGGCCAACUGCUUUGAGGUCACCUUUGAGCUUUCGUGCUGCAAAUACCCUCCAGCUUCCCAGCUCGAGCAGGAAUGGGAGAAUAACCGGGAAUCUCUUCUCACCUUCAUUGAAAAAGUCCACAUGGGGGUGAAAGGAUUUGUGCGGGAUUCGGUCACUGGGGCUGGCUUGGAGAACACGACCAUCGCUGUGGCUGGCAUCUCUCACAACGUCACAACCGGCCAGUUUGGCGACUAUCACAGGCUGUUGGUGCCGGGCACCUACAACAUCACAGCCGCCGUCAUGGGCUACCUGCCAGUCACCAUAGAGAACGUUGACGUGAAAGAGGGGAACGCCACCGUAGUGGACUUCUCCUUACAACCAACGAUAACAGUGCCAGCCUCCGACCCCACUCAGGACACGCCGGUAGCUGUCACAGACCCUGUCACCAAUGCUACGAAUAUGACCACUGCCGACGUAGCGAUCCCUGCCCACCCGGUGAUCCAGCCGGAGGAUUUCCGCCAUCACCACUUCCCCGACAUGGGGAUCUUCCUGAGGAAAUACGCCACCGAAUACCCAAACAUCACUCGCCUCUACUCGGUGGGCAAGUCGGUGGAGCAGAGAGAGCUGUACGCGAUGGAGAUAUCAGAUAAUCCAAGCAUCCACGAAGCAGGUGAGCCGGAGUUCAAGUACAUCGGGAACAUGCACGGCAACGAAGUGGUGGGCAGGGAGCUGCUCCUGAACCUCAUCGAGUACCUCUGCAAGAACUACGGCACCGAUCCUGAAGUAACCGACUUGGUCCAGAAGACGCGGAUUCACAUCAUGCCAUCCAUGAACCCCGAUGGCUAUGAAAAAUCCCAAGAAGGAGACGCAUUGGGGACUGUUGGCAGGAACAACAGCAACAACUAUGACUUGAAUCGGAACUUCCCCGAUCAAUUCUUCCAAAUCACCGACCCGCUGCAGCCAGAGACGAUCGCUGUCAUGAACUGGCUGAAGAACUACCCCUUUGUACUGUCUGCCAACUUGCACGGAGGCUCUUUAGUGGUGAACUACCCCUACGACGAUAACCGGCAAGGAAUUGCCAAGUACAGUCGAUCCCCUGAUGACAGUGUCUUCCAACAACUUUCUCUUUCCUACGCCAAGGAGAACACGCUGAUGUUCCGAGGCCACCCAUGUGAAGACAUGUAUCCUGAGGAGAAAUUCUCCCAUGGCAUCACUAAUGGCGCAAGAUGGUAUAACGUCCCAGGUGGCAUGCAGGACUGGAAUUACUUAAACACAAAUUGCUUUGAAGUGACCAUCGAGCUGGGCUGUGUCAAAUACCCGAAGGCUGAGGAGUUGCCCAAGUAUUGGGAGCAGAACCGCAGGUCUCUGUUGCAGUUCAUCAAACAGGUUCACCGAGGAAUCAAAGGCUUUGUGUUGGAUGCCAAAGAUGGACGGGGCAUCUUAAACGCGACAAUUGGUAUCGCCAGCGUGGAUCAUCCCGUCUCCACCUACAAGAGCGGCGACUAUUGGCGCCUGCUGAUCCCAGGCAUGUACAAAGUUACAGCAUCUGCUCGAGGGUAUAUUUCAGAAACAAAGAUGGUGGAAGUUGGAGAUAAAUUCGCCACGCAGGUCAACUUUACUUUGACUCGGAAAGACGCCAAAGUGGAAGAGGGGACAGUCCCAGAUGUCAAUAUGACUGACAUGGAUGGCCCCGUCACCAAGGACUUUGAAACCCUGAUCAAAGACCUUUCCGCUGAGAACGGCUUGGAACGCCUCCUGCUGACUUCCUGGGCGGACGUCCAGCCGUCCCGUUACCGACCCUACAAUGACCUGUCUAUGUUCCUCAGAGGCUUGAACUUGAAUUAUCCGCAGAUCACAAACCUGUCCAGCUUGGGGCAAAGUCGCGAGUUCCGCCACAUCUGGUCUCUGGAAAUCUCCAACAAGCCCAACAAAUCUGAGCCGGAGGAGCCAAAGAUCCGCUUCGUUGCUGGCAUUCACGGCAACGCUCCGGUCGGCACUGAACUGCUCUUGGCCCUAGCGGAGUUUCUCUGCAUGAACUACAAGAAGAACCCGGCUAUCACAAAGCUGAUUGACAAAACGAGGAUUGUGCUCGUGCCGUCCCUGAACCCAGACGGGCGCGAGAUCGCUCAGGAGGGCGACUGCACCUCGAAGAUCGGCCUCUCCAACGCCAACGGCAAAGAUCUGGACACGGAUUUCACAAGCAAUUCCUCCGGGGCAAGAGAACCGGAAACCAAGGCCAUCAUGGAAAACCUGAUACAGAAGCAAGACUUCACCCUCUCCGUGGCUUUGGACGGAGGGUCCCUGCUUGCUACUUACCCCUAUGACAAGCCCGUGCAAACAGUGGAGAAUAAAGAAACGCUGAGGCACUUGGCAUCUCUGUAUGCCAAUAAUCAUCCCACAAUGCACCUGGGGCAGCCUAAUUGUCCAAACAAGUCAGAUGAAAACAUUCCUGGAGGUGUGUUGCUCGGAGCAGAAUGGCACAGCCACCUGGGCAGCAUGAAGGAUUUCAGCGUUAUGUACGGCCACUGCCCAGAGAUCACGGUUUACACGGGGUGCUGUUACUUCCCCAGCGCGGGACAGCUCCAUACGCUGUGGCUGGAGAAUAAGAAAUCUCUUCUCAGCAUGCUAGUGGAGGUUCAUAAGGGCGUCUACGGGUUUGUCCGGGACAGGCACGGCCGGCCGGUGUCGAAAGCUCAAAUCGUGCUCAACGAAGGGGUGAGAGUCUGCACCAAAGAAGGCGGCUAUUUCCACGUGCUGCUGGCUCCAGGCUACCACAAGAUCCACGCUAUAGCUGAAGGCUAUCAGCAGCAGCACGUCCAGGUCCUAGUUCGCGACGAGAUGGCUAGCUUUCUGCAUAUCCAGUUUGACGUGGACAACAAGAUAUUUGGUCUCCCGAGGGAGUUGGUGGUUACUGUAGCAGGUGCCACCAUGUCGGCCCUCGUCCUCAUGGCCUGCAUCACCUGGUGCGUCUGCUCCAUCAAGUCCAACCGGCACAAGGACGGCUUCCACCGCCUGCGGCAGAACCACGACGACUACGAGGACGAGAUCCGCAUGCUGUCCACGGGCUCCAAGAAGUCCCUCCUGAGCCACGAGUUCCAGGACGAGACGGACACGGAGGAGGAGACGCUGUACUCCAGCAAGCACUGACCCACCCAGUGGGAGGGGGAGGCUCCCUGUGGAAAGGCGGACCCUGCGAGAUGGAGCGCUUUUCUCAAGCGGCGGGCCUGGGACGCGGGGCGCGCCGGCCCUCUCGCUCCCGACCCAUCUCUGAUAAUGCAUAAGGCGGCCCUGCCUUCUCCUGCUGCCGGCUGCUCUCCUAGUCCCGCCUUGAGCCGGAAAGCCCUCUGGAGCUGGUCUUGGCCGCGGGGCUGCUUGCGAGCCGUUCUGGCGAACUGCACCUUGGCAAUGUUUCCUCGCCCCUUUCUGACACUGUUCAAAUUCCUGCCAUUAUCGGGGGGGGGGGGCGCACGGGGGCGGAAUACACCAUAGCUGCCAAGGUUUCGCCUAAGGUAAAGCUGCUUCUGCAGCAUACGGACGGUUUUGGAAACUCUUUCCUCUUCUGCCUGGGGCAGCUUCACCGGCUGGUUGCCAGGAGUGUUUGGAAAUUAUCGUCUUCCUCCCUAUGUGGAGGAAUUAAACUCCCCCCCCUCCUUCUGCUUAAGGAUGACUUCAGGUUAGGGAAUUCUGGCAGAAGUUGGCUUCACUGUUACCUGUGUGAUAAAAACCACAAGGCAGGAGUGUUGUGUUGAGAUGUGAGAAUCUCUCUCUCUCUCGUUCUUUCUUUCUCUCUCUCUUUCUCCAGUCAAGGCUGUGGUUUUUGGAAAAAGAAAUAAAACGUUUUGUCUCGUUGAAUUCUCUCGCACCGAACCUGCUUCAGAAUCCCCUCUGUUUCUCUUUGAGAACGUAGAAUAGCAAGAGAUGGCCUUCUGUGCUGAAACAAAAAAAAGAAUAACUUCUGAUCAGCCUCGUGCUGGCUGGGUGCUGAAUUUCCAGCGUGGUGCCAAAAAGUCUUUUUGCAAUUCGUUUUUUGGGAUUGAGCAACCCUCUGUGUGGUCUGUUGGCUUGCCUGACUGCGCGGCUGUUGUCUAGAAAAAUUCUUCAGCUAUUUCCUCCUAUGAAAGCAAAUGUACCGCUUUGAAAGUUCACCACGCCAGUCUUGACCCAUCCUUCCUUUCCAGUAUCGAGUCUUGUUACUACUAGUCCGACACCAGUUUCUGCUCUUUUGCCGAGGCCGGAUUUUUGAGUGGAAUUUUGCUUUCCCUCAAAGUCUCUCCUUUAGAACAACAUCCAAACCGUGGCAUGCAGUGGUCACUUUGCCUCCCGAGAUGUGCGGCAGUCUCGCCCUGGGGUCUCCAAAGUUAUGCCCGAGCGAACCAAUGUGCCUGCAGACAUUCUCUUCACCGCCCGCCAGACUCCCUGCCACUCCUGUUUUUUAUUUUACAUCUUAAGAUUGUUUAAAACAUUACUUUUUAAAAAAUAAAACGGGUGGCUGGCUUGCUGCAAAGCGAUGUGUUGCCAUCUCGACGGGUUCGAAAGAGUGUUUUUGUAUCUUGGAGCUCAGGACCUCCGCCUUUUACUUUGGUUUUUGGACAAUAUUUGUCUCAUCAGUUCGCGUUCUGGGAAAUGAGCGUGUCAUGCUGGCCGUGCCCGCCACGGCUGUCAUUUUAUGAAUGAACAAGCCCUGCCUUGCCCUUGGAAGCCAUUUUGUGAGAGUGCCCUCCUCAAAAUCCCAAACAUGCCCCCCCACCCUGAAAGCUGAGGGAAGCCCUCUAGCCCUUUUUUCCUCUCCAAGCACCUCGGUUUGACAUUUUUAAAUAGGGUUGUGUGAGAAGCAUCGCUGAUACUUGAGCACUGUUGUAGCCUGUCUUAAAGAUCGCCUCCCUUAGUGUUCAUUUUGUGUGUGUAUUUUCUAUGGUUUUUGGUUUUUUAAAAAUGCCAUUUUCUAAGCCAUGGUAGUUUUAUUUAGAGAGGACGUUGGGGAUGAAGACAAAGUUGGGGGGAAUACUUGUUAAAGGUCAAACAAGGAAGCUGAUGAAUUGCAAACAAGGAUGAUGAAUUGCGAACUCUCAUCACCCUGGGGGAGGAAAGGGAUUGUGCUAACUUCUGCAGUGCAGCUGGGCUGUGUGUUGAUUUCUGCCCAUCCUCCUGAGAUGGGUUUGGGUCUUGGGUUCUCCUUGCGUGGGAUUGGUCCUGCAAAGGAGUGGGGCAAACAGGCCUGGCUUGGGCACCGAAAGAAAGGUUAUGAACUCUGGCGAACAGGAGUUCCAUUUGGCUAGCUCCCUUCCUGCUCCCGGCUUUGCGAUAGCUUUACCUCCACCCACAAAAGGCUUGGUUAGCUGUCAGAAAUAAGUGCCGGUGAUCCUUCCGGGGUUCUCUUUAGUGCUGUAAGGCGUAACCCUCUUGAAGCCCACCUCUUCCUCUUAAAAUGCGCCACGAGUGAGAACUCAAGAGAUAUGCUUUGAUAGCUUUAUCCCAUGGCUCAGUUUUCCUAACAAAAGUUUUCCUGACACCUGAGCCUCCCUUCCAAAAUGUUGUAAAGCUCCCUUAAAAACACCACCACAGACUUGGUAAUAAGGGGUAGCUGGAUUCUGGACUCCAUUCCAAGCAAAUCCGUUGAGCAGAUGGGCCCUUUUUUAUUUGUCAGGAUGCAGCUAGAAAGAUAGAUCAGGCUGCAAUCCUGAACACACAUCAGAAGGGAGCAUAAGAGCGGAGCUUGCUUCUGAAAUCAGUGCGGGAGGCUUUUUUAAAUCGACCCUCUGGCUCAGCCGUCCCUGAACUGGAGCCUCCCAGUUGGGCCGCAGCAAGGGUGGGCGCAACAGAGGCUGUCUGUGGCCCCCUAAAUUUGGAGGGAGAGGGGAUUUUAAAAAGCAUUCCUAGUGGUUGCAGCGUGCCGAAGGUGCCAUUGUGGCUGCUACGGAUGCCAUUUAAAUUAUUGCUACAAAAACCAAUGCCCACAAGAAAUCUGGGGGCAAAAAUAGCCCCUGGACCUCCCACGGUUGCCCACAGGGGGAUGGGAGUUGUAGUCCAUCACCUUGAGUGCUCCAAGUUAGAGAAGGCUACUCUUACUGUGUUCUUUAGCUUGGGCAUCUUCUGGCCUCUCCCAUCCCCUAGGACAGCUUUUCCCUGCCUGAUGCUUCCAGAUGUCUUGGUCAUUGGCCAUAGUGGCUAGGGCUGACGAGCAUUGAAGUCCAAAAUAUCUGGAGGGCACCCUGUUGGGGAAAACUGAGCUCAGAGUUAAGCAGGAGGAAACCAAUUGCUUGUGUCUACAAACAUCUCAUCAGGGUUAGGUAACCCUGGUACCUUCUUCACGUUGUGGCCUACAAUUCCUAUAACCCCUGAGGGGAGGGCAGGCUUAUGGGAGUUACCCAAAACAUCUAGAGCUGCCAGGUUGCCUCCCCAUGUCUUAAGUUAUGCCCAUUGAUACGCUCCAACAGACUGUCAUAAAGGCUUUGCAACCCAUUCCGAAUCAUAUUCCGACUUAAUUUAGCUUUGGCUUCCCUCUUUUCUUUUUUAAAGAAGUAUGUGCUACAAAGGCUUUGUUUUUUAAAACAAAAAGUUGUAGAAUACUGAUUCCAAAUGUCUGCCAAGCACAUCUGGGGCCUUGGGCUGGUCCUGCAUAAUGCAUAUCGAGAUUUCUGAUUCCCACCCACCCCGCUCCUCCGCUGUCCAAAAGGCGGCUUAAAAAUCCAUUAAAUAAACUAAAUAGGUCAGUAAUAAGCGGUGCUGGAGGACUGUGCUUGCCCUCUAGCCGUCUUUCAGAUCUUGUUCGAAACCUAGCUAAGAACUACAGCGUGGAGGCGAGCAGCGAGCUGUAUCCUCCUGGUAGCAAUUAUGCAAUUUUUUAAAAAAUUAUCGGAACCACUGCUCCUGCUCUUUAUGCCUUUGGGACCCGGUGUUUGCUUCUCUAGCUCUACUGCAAACUCCCCUUAUCCAGUGUCCCUUAGAUGUGUUGGACUAUGACGACCAGCAAGCUGGGAGUUGUGCCUUCCAGAUCCGUUGGGGCGCAAGUUUGGGGGAGGCUGCACUAGAGAGCAAUUUACAGCUGCCCAUGUGCGCUUGUCACUGUCCUUUGGUCCAUGCACUGUGUGCCUUCAAAAAACCCAAACGAGGGGCUGGCGUGACUUGGGAAUGCAAAUGGAUCGGGGCCGUUAGCGACUCGAUAACCUUUCCGCAACCAGCCGAGUCUUCUGUUCGUGUUUUCGGGUUUGUUUGUUUUUUAAAACGUGUACACUGAGCUCUAAUCUGUAUAAAACUAUUUUAUGACGUCU